UGCUUAAGAAGAGGCACUGUAGCAGUCAGGACGCGGAAGCUGGGGACAGUGACUCGCUCUGGGAGCAGCCGGAGCACUUCCUCUGCGCGCACUCGAGGGAACCCUCUUGGCGCAUUCGAGGGAACACUGAGAGGGCAGAGCAGUUUCAGGACCAUGGUUGAUCCUGGGAUCAGAAGAGGGAUCCAUCACCCCUUGAGCUUCACCUGCUCCCUGCUCAUUGUGGGAAUGUGCUGUGUGUCUCCUUUCUUCUGUCAUAGCCAGACAGACCUACUGGCUCUUAACCAAGCUGAUCCUCAGUGCUGGGAAUCCUCCUCAGUGCUCCUCCUGGAAAUGCGAAAGCCUCGCAUUUCCAACACUGUGUCGGGCUUCUGGGAUUUCAUGAUCUACCUGAAGACAUCUGAGAACUUGAAGCAUGGAGCACUGUUUUGGGAUCUGGCUCAACUCUUCUGGGACAUCUAUGUGGACUGUGUCCUCUCCAGGAAUCAUGGCUUAGGAAGGAGGCAGCUGUCUGUAAAGGAAGAGAAAAUCUCAGCAGCACAGCCACAGCACACAGGGAAUAAACAAGGUGCAUAUUCUCAGCUUCUAAGAGUCCCUUUCCUAAAGAAGAAAGAGUUGAUUGAAGAUUGGAUAAGCAUGUAUGUGCGCAGGAGUGGGUCUAGAUUCGUUGGAAAAGUAAACCUGGAAAUAAAGAGAAAAUAAAUCUAACCUUAGAGCUAACUCAUGCCUUGGAAUUAAAAAGUGCAUACAUAUUUUUUCUUAAAUAUUGAUCACUUAUUUAUUUUAAUUGGUGAAAAUGUCCAGAGAUAAAAAUUAAUAUGAAAAUUAAAUAAUUCUUAAAGCUUCAUUCUUUUAGGCUGCUAGCAUAUUCCUUCAAACAGUGAUUACUGCCUUCAAACUGUGAUUACUCCGAAGAUGACUUGAGGAUUGGAAGACUAUACUCUGUAUUAAUUUGAUAAUUUGUCUGGGGAUGUUUGACAUUGUAAAUGGACUGGGGAUGCCAUACAUUUAACUUGAAUACAUUGCAUGAAUUCCAAGCCAUUUACCACUGAAUUGCUUGUGCACUGGCAUAAAAGGAACUGUGUUUAUUAAUUGCUAGUUACCACAAUCAGUGAUACUACACUUUGAGAAAAUAUUUUUGAAUACUGAAUGAAGCAAUGAAUAAAAUGAAACAAAAAACUGGAGGAAUAAAGCAUUCUUCUUAUGGAAACAAAAUUAAUAAAUGCUCUGGACCAAGUAA
Molecule: messenger RNA, 1237 nt
Organism: Ictidomys tridecemlineatus (thirteen-lined ground squirrel)
Lineage: Eukaryota; Metazoa; Chordata; Mammalia; Rodentia; Sciuridae
Gene: Fam237a
Product: family with sequence similarity 237 member A
Source: RefSeq, a predicted model, not a curated record